Elaeis guineensis (African oil palm) is the source of this 3474-nucleotide messenger RNA. NCBI's taxonomy places the organism in Eukaryota, Viridiplantae, Streptophyta, Magnoliopsida, Arecales, Arecaceae. The record is from RefSeq and is a predicted model, not a curated record.
GAGCUGGGCAGGAGGCGUGGGAGGAGAAAGGAGGGGCGGCAGUGGAUGGCCGAUUUGGAGGUUCUGGAGUGCAUCGGCAUCCGAGGGGUUAGGGUCGAGCUGGGGUUGGGGUUCGUGUUGAGGUUGAAGCCAGGGCGCGGCCACGGGGCGCCAGAGGGGAAGGACGGGGAGGACUCCAUGGCUAGCCUUGGGGUUUAGAGAGAGUGAGGGUGGGGUGCGAUCGGGAUCUGCGUUUGCCAAAAGAGAAGGAGAGAGAGCGUAAAGGAAAUUUUGGACCAGCAGGACAUGACGGGGAGGAGGUUGGCGUCUGCGAGGGGUCGAGAAGCUUCGAGAGGGGUUAGGAGAGGUUCGAAGCUAAAAAAUGCGAGAAAAAAAAAAGGGAAGUUCAGAGCCCGACACGUGGUGCGCUUGGGGAGCUCUGAACUCCCCUUUCAUGUAUUGUAUAGAUUUAGUUUCUAUCAUGUUCAUGAAUGCCAAAUUGGUUAUGUCUUUGUAAAUAGCAGGUUAAUUGCUCUGCCAAUUGUCAUCUUCACAAAACAUCAGAAUGUGACUUCGCUGCUCUUUGAACUUGAAGAUGACAUGAUCUUGUUUCGAAGUGAUUGGUGAAAAAAGAAUAAUAUUGUUGCCUUUCCUGCUAGUUGAUAUUAUUUCCAUUAAGUGACUCAUUGGCUUUGUCAUUAAGUGUUAAUGCAUGGUGAGCUAGCCCCUACUCCAGCAACAGAGAAUAGUUGGUGCUAUCUAAGUUGCCAUCAUCUAUAAUUGGGGAAGGGAGGGGGAGGGGUAGUGGGACAUUUUGGAAAACUCAAUCAGUUGCUUUAGACAACCAAGGCAGAACUAAGGUUUUGACUCCUUGUUCUUUCAACCAGUCACAGAUAUGGUAUGGUUGGAAGAUUGAUCAACACCCAGACGUUGCACAGAAAUAAAAUACAACAACCUCAUGAAUGCCACAGUAUAUAUCUUAUACAACAUAUCAAGGUUUCAUUAGGACAUAAUUUCAACAAAUAUGGAUACCUACACCUGACUGGUGAAAUGUGAACAAAUUGGAAAUCGUAUUCAAGAAGCAUGAACUUCUGUUCUUUUGUUUCUUUUUUAAGUUACUGAAACCAUCAAUACAUGUUUUAUAAGUAGUGUAGACACAAACAUGUUUGACUAACUGACUUCAGUGGAUGCCCAUCCAUGCCAAAUAUUGCUUUCUUUAUUAAAAAAUAUUUAUCAAUUUACACUGUUGUUAUGUUAGUGUAAAGGGGGGUCUUCAGAGGAGAAGAGUUUCUCACUUUUCAUCCAUGAAGAUCUACAAUUAGCCAUGUGGUCGUGUUUCAGAGCUAAAUGUGGUUGGAGAGGUGUUGCAAAGGUCUCUGGAGAGGUCAAGGCAUACAAUCUCAGAUCGGAUGAGUCUUUGCAAGUCAAGGAGCACAGAAAAAUCUCAGAAAAGGACCUUCAACUAGAGCCUUUAUGUGAAGAGCUUGUUGCGUACUUCUUUGAGAGAAUGAUAUCUGCAGAAACACUUCGAAGAAAUGCUGUAAUGCAGCGUAAAUAUAAUGACCAGAUUGUUAUCGCUUUUACCUAUAGACGAAAUGGAACUCUUGUAGGCUGCAAGUAUCGUGCAGUCUCGAAAAAAUUUUGGCAGGAAAGGGCUACUGAAAAAAUAUUUUAUGGGCUCGAUGAUAUCAAGCAAGCAAGCGAUAUUAUAAUUGUUGAGGGCGAAGUGGAUAAGCUCUCUAUGGAAGAGGCUGGCUACCGAAAUUGUGUUAGUGUACCUGAUGGUGCACCUGCAAAAGUUUCGGAAGAGAUACCUAAUGAAAAAGAGGACAAAAAUUUUCAGUAUUUAUGGACCUGCAAGGAAUAUUUAGAAAAGGCAUCUCGUAUAAUACUAGCAACAGAUGCUGAUCCCCCAGGCCAAGCUUUAGCUGAAGAAAUAGCUCGCCGUGUUGGUAAAGAAAAUAGAUGCUGGAGAGUCAAGUGGCCGAAGAAAAAUGAUACUGAUGUUUGUAAAGAUGCAAAUGAGGUGCUCAUGUAUUUAGGACCUGAUGCGCUGAGAAAAGUUGUAGAGAAUGCUGAGUUGUAUCCCAUACGUGGUCUAUUUACCUUCAGUUAUUUCUUCCAUGAGAUUGAUGCUUAUUAUCAUCGCACUCAUGGAUUUGAUCGUGAUGUUUCGACAGGCUGGAAAGCUUUAGAUGAACUAUAUAAUGUUGUGCCUGGAGAGCUGACUGUGAUAACAGGUGUGCCCAAUUCUGGCAAAAGUGAGUGGAUUGAUGCCUUGUUAUGCAAUAUUAAUGAAAGCCAUGGGUGGAAGUUUGUGCUAUGCUCUAUGGAAAACAAGGUAAGGGAUCAUGCAAGGAAGCUUUUGGAGAAACACAUCAAGAAACCAUUUUUCAAUGCUAGAUAUGGAGGAUCUCAUGAGCGUAUGAGUGUGCAGGAGUUAGAAGAAGGGAAGGAAUGGCUUAAUGAUACAUUCCAUCUCAUCCGGUGUGAGGAUGAUUGCCUUCCAUCUAUUAAAUGGGUUCUUACACUUGCUAAAGCUGCUGUUCUGAGGCAUGGGGUGCGUGGACUUGUGAUUGACCCAUACAAUGAACUUGAUCAUCAACGUCCUGCAAAUCGAACAGAAACUGAGUAUGUGAGUCAGAUGCUUACCAGGAUCAAGCGCUUUGCUCAGCAUCAUUCAUGCCAUGUAUGGUUUGUAGCGCAUCCUAGACAGCUACAACACUGGGGAGGUGGUCCACCUAAUAUGUAUGAUAUCAGUGGAAGUGCACAUUUUAUAAACAAAUGUGACAAUGGUAUUGUCAUUCAUCGUAAUCGGGAUGAAAAAGCUGGCCCCCUUGACCGUGUGCAGGUAUGCAUACGGAAAGUACGAAAUAAGGUCAUUGGAAAUAUUGGAGAGGCUUUCUUGUCAUAUAACCGGGUCACAGGACAAUUCAUGGAUAUUGAUGGCGAGGAUCAGUACAAGUAAACGCCUGAUACUGUUCUGGUUACUUGACCAAGUGAACAGGGAAGCGAGUGCGCUGGCAGAAACAUGAGGUUUUGAUCUCAGAGCAUCAAGCCAAGCAUGCAAUGUCAAAAGAAUCGGCCACUUCAAUCUUGCUGUUUCUACUCACAGAAUUCUUGCGAGGGUUCUGGAGGAAGUAACCCCAUCACAGAAUCCCUAACAAACUUUCAUUUACUCAUUGUAGGUAGGUUUGUUAGGUUUUAGAUAUUCACCUAAUCCCAUCUCUAUGCUGUUUCCAAUACUGUGCAUACAUGUGUAUCUAGUGAUUAAUUCCACCAACUCCAAGACAUACUACAUGGAUCAAAAUCAUGUUGCUGCACAUUGUCUUCUGUUAUCAAUCGGAUGUAAAGUUUUAGUUUAUCUUGAGCCUUGUCAAACUGGUGCCCAUGGCCCUUAUUGAUGGGAUGAGAGUUGAAUAAGAUUGGUUUCUUCAAUUGUUCUUUGGGAGAUGCCAUUUUCUUCGUAAAUAUAACUUGAUCACAUUUGGGGAA